Molecule: messenger RNA, 1084 nt
Organism: Episyrphus balteatus (marmalade hoverfly)
Lineage: Eukaryota; Metazoa; Arthropoda; Insecta; Diptera; Syrphidae
Gene: TfIIEbeta
Product: general transcription factor IIE subunit 2
Exons: 6
Coding region: 139-1011 (290 amino acids)
Biological process (GO): transcription initiation at RNA polymerase II promoter
Cellular component (GO): transcription factor TFIIE complex
Source: RefSeq, a predicted model, not a curated record
AACGAAGUGUUUUUUUUUGGCUGCUGAAGGUUGAACUGCAGAAUUUAUUGUUUUUUCUUCCAAAUAAAUUCGUUUAAAAAGAAAAAACUUUAAUUAAAUAAUUUCUUACACCUAAUAAAACACCACAACAGCUCCAUCAUGGAUCCAGCAUUGCUUCGGGAACGCGAAGCGUUCAAAAAGAGAGCCAUGGCUACUCCAACAAUUGAAAAGAAAACAAAAGUUGAAAUAGCUGCACCACCGCCAAGAGAUGAUAAGAAAAAAAUGCGACCACCAAGUGUUCCUAAAUUGGAUUCGAGCACAUACAAAACAAUGUCUGGAAGUUCCCAAUAUCGUUUUGGUGUGUUGGCCAAAAUUGUUAAACACAUGAGAACUCGUCAUCAGGAUGGCGAUGACCAUCCUCUAACUAUUGAGGAAAUUUUAGAUGAAACCAAUCAACUUGAUAUUGGACAGUCUGUUAAGAAUUGGCUUGCAUCAGAAGCCCUAAUGAACAAUCCAAAGAUUGAAGUCUCACCAGACAACUGCAGAUUUGCUUUUAAACCGGUUUACAAAAUCAAAGACGGAAAGAGUCUUUUACGUUUGUUGAAACAACAUGAUCUCAAAGGUUUGGGUGGCAUUUUGCUUGACGAUGUUCAAGAAUCAUUGCCACAUUGUGAGAAAGUCUUGAAAAACCGAGCAUCAGAAAUUAUAUUCAUCAUUCGACCAAUUGACAAAAAGAAGAUUCUCUUCUACAAUGAUCGAACGGCUAACUUUACGGUUGAUGAAGAUUUCCAAAAAUUAUGGCGUUCGGCUACUGUGGAUGCGAUGGACGAUGCUAAAAUUGAUGAGUACCUUGAGAAACAAGGUAUUCGAUCUAUGCAAGACCAUGGACCAAAGAAACCUGUUCCUAAGCGAAAGAAGAUGUCCAACAAGAAGAGGCAAUUCAAGAAGCCUAGAGACAAUGAGCAUUUGGCUCAUGUUCUUGAAGUUUAUGAAGAUAAUACGCUGACGUUGAAGGGAACUAAUCCCACGUAGAUUAAGUUUCUUUUUUAUGAUCUUUUUACAUAGUUUUUUCUUUAAUCAAUAAAUGUACCUUAUGAAUAGGCUA